AGGAGGAAAGUAAAGAAACAAAUAAAAAAAUUCCAAGUCAAGUGCAGCCCCCAUUGCUCUCUCUCUCUCUCUCUCCUUCUGUCCAGAUAGCGAUUUUGGAAGCUCGACUCCAGCUGUCUCCAAUUACCCCCACCCUUAUCUUUCCUAUUUAUUUUCUAAUUCCCCACUCUAUAAAUUAUUCUACAGUCCCUAUAUUUUUUUAUAAAUAUUUAUUCACCCCUCCGAUUUCCUCCUUCCUCCUCACUCUGCUCUCUCCUUUCCAAUUUCAUCACAGACCAGUUUUCAGCUUCUGUUGUUUGCUUGCUGGGUGAAUAAAGCUGGCUUUUUUUUGCUUAAUUUCGGUGCAGAAAGGAGCUUCCUUGGAUAAAAAAUUGGUUGGAGGUUUUUAGAGAUUUGAGCUUGUUGUGAGGUGGGGUAAAAUGGAGCCCAGGUAACAAAAUCCAUAAAGUUUCAUAAAAAUCUUGCAAUUGGAGUGGUUUGCUUUGGGGGAAAGGAAACGCAAUAAUAGAGUUCUUAAAGCAGGAGCAGCAAAAGAAGAGAUAAAAGUUAAAGAUGAAUCGAUAUUUGUGACAAUGAUGGAUCCCCAAGACUUCAUCAGACUGUCAAUUGGAUCUCUGGGGAUACGAAUCCCAAUGGCAGCUUCAAAACCAAUGAAAGGUGCAACUCAUGCAACAUCUACCUCUAUAUACUGUUGUCAGAUCAGGCUCCGAGGCUUCCCUAUACAGACUGCUCAGAUCCCGUUAAUAUCCUCUUCUGAGCCCAAUCCUGACCCUCAAAACAACCCGAUAAUCUUCUAUCUUGGGAAGUCUGAUGUCAAGGCGUUAAUGGCCUCUAGUUGCUUCCAUACCUCCCAACCGUUUCUUGAGGUUGUGGUCUUUUUGGGAAGGAAGAAGGGAUCAAAUUGCAGUGUUACGAGCAAAAAGCAGCAGCUUGGGACAUUCAAGGUGGAGGUGAGUCCUGAAUGGGGUGAAGGGAAACCGCCACUGAUUCAUAAUGGUUGGAUUGAGAUUGGGAAGCAGAAGCAGUUAGGGGGGAGACAAGGGCCGGAGCUGCAUUUGAGAGUGAAGCUGGAUUCGGAUCCUCGAUAUGUUUUCCUGUUUGAGGAUGAGACGAUGUUGAGUCCUCAGAUAGUUCAGGUUCAUGGAAGUAUCAAGCAGCCUGUAUUCAGUUGCAAGUUCAGCAGAGAGAGACGUGCAUGUCAGCUCGACCCUUUAGGCACAUACUGGUCAAACUCCAAUGAUGAUGAAACCCAAGACAUCGAGCAACGAAGGGAAAGAAAAGGCUGGAAGGUGAUGAUCCACGAUCUUUCUGGCUCUGCAGCUGCCGCAGCCUUCCAAUGCAACACGGCCUUCGUGGCUUCCUCAGGGUUCGACAGGUCGCUCGCGUCAAAACCCUGGUGCUGGCUCAUUGUCCCCUGGCCGCGACCCCCCGCUGGCAGCGUCCGCAGCAGCUGGCAUCCGGAUGGGGCCGUCUCGAAGGCCUGGCGAGAGGCCUGGCUCCCGCAGACUCCAGUCUGCCUUCGACUCUUCCUCCUUCCUGAAGGGCAAGAAGGAGGAGUUUUAGUAUCAGAAGUUUUGGUAAGUGCAGGAAAGGGAGGGGAGUUUUUGAUUGAUAUGGAUAGGCAAGCUCCGGCGGGGACGCCGGUGCAUUGUCCUCCGGGCACAACGGUGGAGGAGACAGGUGGGUUUGUGAUGAGUUGCAGGGUUCAGGGGGAAGGGAAGAGGAGCAAGCCGGUGGUGCAGCUGGCGAUGCGUCAUGUUAUGUGCGUCGAGGAUGCUGCGAUUUUUAUGGCGCUGGCGGGGGCGGUGGAUCUUAGCAUCGAGGCGUGUAGGCCGUUCACGAAGAAGAUGAAGAAGGGGAUCAGGAGUUCUCUGUUGUCAUAGCAGGGGUGGGCUUGUUACUGUACGUAGAAUGCUCAGCACAGAAUGGGUAUGGGAGCUAUCUGUGUGAGCACUGACUGUAAAGAUAAUCACCUGGGGAUGACAUUUCUUUGGUUGAUAAGAUGAGCUUUUUGUGCCUGGAAAUGGAAUAACAACUUUUUUUUUUUCCUUUCAUGGCAGAGUCCGUUAAAUUUUUACUCA
Asparagus officinalis (garden asparagus) is the source of this 2081-nucleotide messenger RNA. RefSeq lists its product as uncharacterized. The record is from RefSeq and is a predicted model, not a curated record. NCBI's taxonomy places the organism in Eukaryota, Viridiplantae, Streptophyta, Magnoliopsida, Asparagales, Asparagaceae.